ACCAUCUCACCAUGUGAUAGUCCCUCCGCGCAGAUUGGAACACUGCCUCAGUCGGACGGAGGAAGAUCGGCAGCUUUGUAGAAAUGGAAGACCCGCAGCCACCGUUAAGUUUCGCAGAAUUGCGGACCCUGGUUAUGGAUCCGGAUCGUCCGAAAAGAAUGUUCCUAUCGACCGGGAUCGCCUUGCCCGGCGCGAACGUGAUAAAAACACCCGAAGAGGUACGCGUCGAAAGGUUUUUCGAGUCGUGCGUGUUCAAGACCGGUCUCAGUUUCGCAGCUGGCGGAGUGUUCGGCGGCGCCAUGGGACUCUUCGCCUCUUCAGUGAAUCCAAACUUCACGAUCGAUCCCGCCAAACAAUCCGUGAGAGACAUUUUCAGAGAGAUGAAGACGACUACUGUCGGGUACGCGAAGAAUUUCGCGAUGGUAGGAGCAAUGUUCGCAGCCGUAGAAUGCACUAUCGAGAGCUGUCGUGCGACGACCGAUUGGAAAAAUGGCACCAUGGCUGGAGGAAUUACUGGCGGCUUGAUCGGUCUUCGAGCCGGUAUCAAGCCGGGAGUGGUCGGUGCUGCGGGUUUCGCAGUAUUCUCCACUCUGAUAGACUACUACUUCAGGCAUCACGGAUGGUGAAUCGUGAACUCGUAGAGCUAGGCACAGUUUUCUAUUACGGGGCAAUCACGAGGUGAUGCGCCGCUUCUUUCUCAAAAUGAGAACCCAAUGUACAUACUCUGUCAAUAGAUUUUCGCAUCGGAGAUUCAGACACCUACUCCUUGUGGAUAUAAAACAAAUCGUGGAAACAAA
Galendromus occidentalis (western predatory mite) is the source of this 797-nucleotide messenger RNA. Its product is annotated as mitochondrial import inner membrane translocase subunit Tim22. Gene Ontology annotation, molecular function: transmembrane protein transporter activity. The record is from RefSeq and is a predicted model, not a curated record. Gene Ontology annotation, cellular component: TIM22 mitochondrial import inner membrane insertion complex. The transcript has 3 exons. The coding region runs from base 84 to 626 and encodes 180 amino acids. Gene Ontology annotation, biological process: protein insertion into mitochondrial inner membrane. NCBI's taxonomy places the organism in Eukaryota, Metazoa, Arthropoda, Arachnida, Mesostigmata, Phytoseiidae.